Molecule: messenger RNA, 6449 nt
Organism: Poecilia reticulata (guppy)
Lineage: Eukaryota; Metazoa; Chordata; Actinopteri; Cyprinodontiformes; Poeciliidae
Product: thyrotropin-releasing hormone-degrading ectoenzyme
Biological process (GO): proteolysis; peptide catabolic process
Cellular component (GO): cytoplasm; membrane
Molecular function (GO): metalloaminopeptidase activity; zinc ion binding; peptide binding
Source: RefSeq, a predicted model, not a curated record
AUCACUCCCCUCUCUUCCCUCCUCUUCCUCUCUCUCGGUCAGCGCGUGCCUCUCGGAUGGAGCAGCAGCUCGCGCGCACUCACUCACUCACUAACGGCUGAACAGGAGCAAUGACAACUCUUCCUCCUCCUCUUCCUCCUCCUGGCGGGAUGGAGGGGCGCUGAUCAGGAGCCGCUUCAUCAUCACCGUCAUUACUGUCAGCACCGCCAUCACCACCAUCAUCAUCAUCAGCACCGGGAGCGGAGAGAGAGAGAGAGAGAGAGAGAGAGAGAGAGAGAGAGAGAGGGCGGAGCAGCUGCUCUCUGUGGGCUUAAAAAGUUGAGGAGGAUCCGGUUUAUCACCGGAGCACCGGAGGGGGCUCGGACCGUAUCCUUCCCCCACCCCGCUGACACGGACGCGGUGUCUCUGGAUUCACCGGGAAACCCACCCGCCGUGGUUCUGGAUGGAUUCGUUCUGGAUUCCGGGUCAAUAACGGACCUGCUUUUUUUUUUUUGUUCAUCACCCAGAACCUGACGUCCGGCGCUGUGACGGAUAAAUAAAUACUUUGUUCUUAAUUGUGUUCCGCUGUUUUAACGGUUCGGCGGGUUGGUGACUGUUCCCUGGAGGAUUUACGGCGAUCUUAGCGGAUCAAUAACGGAUUUUCAGACGUGAGUCUGAAAAUUUUUCAGGCGGCUUCCCCGAACCACUUUCACCGAGCUGUGCCGGGUCCAGCGGAUCCCGGGACGGCUCCUCGGUGACCGGCGUCUGGCCUCCGCCUCCCCCCGGGGACUGAGGAGGGGGCGAACCGCAGGCAGCACAGCAGGUGUCAGGGAGGGAAUGUUCCCGGUACUGGACAGGUCUGCCGCCCCGGAGGGACCGAAAAUUACCGAACACUUCCGAACGAACCCAACGGCGGGAAAACGGGAGAAGUUCUCCGAUGAUUUUAUUGUUUCUUUAAAAUUAUAAAAUUUUUAUUGAGCUGAUCAGCUGAUCUAUUGCUCAGUGACGAUCUAAUCAUCCUCAAUAUAGUUGCAGGAUAAUUUUUUUUAAUUUCGCCUGUUAUUCGUAGCUCAAAUGGUCUAAUAAUCCUGAAUAUAAAUCCUAUUUCUGGAUUUAAAUCCAACAAACCAAACAGUUUGAAUCAGAUUUUUCUCAAUAAAUUCCUAUCAAAAUCUAAUCUGUUAUCAAUAAACCCUAAUCCAAUUUCAAUAAAUGUCAAUCCCAGUUAUAGAUACAUUUUGAGUCUCUUAACUUCAGUUCUAAUCCCAUUUUAAUCUAAGUCAACCCCUGCUGUCCAACCCUUUCAAUCCUGGUUAUCAGUCAGUUUUAAUCCCAUUCAUCAAUGGGUUUUAAUCCCUCUUAUCAAUCAGUUCUAAGCCCAUUUCAGUUAGUUUUAAUCCUGAUUAUCAAUCGAUCCUAAUCCCAUUUCAAUCCAUCUGCCACACGAGGCGGGAGGAGUGAACGGUCUCCUCCUCUGUGAAAUAAACCCACAUGCUGGCUGUAAAUUAUCCACUUAAACCUCUCCAGAGAAGAAACUGUGAGCCAGAGCCUGCAGUGAGGGUUAUUAAGCGCCGCAUAUUAGCACUAAAUGCUCUGAUUAUUUCUAAUAAGGGCAGACAAUGCUUAAAGUACUCAUCUGGGUAGUUUAAAAAAAAAUUUCCAACAAAAAUGACGCUAGAAAUUUAACUGAAAGCCUGAAGAAAUUUAGCUUUUUUUCUCUAUUAGAAUGAAUUUAUGACGCAAACUCUGUUAGUAAAUGAGAUUUUGAUCUAAUUUAAAAGUCUUGACUCAACAGCUCCACGCUGACCUUAAUGUUCAGGAAGGCGUUUUAAUCUCCAGCUGUGUCAUCGUUUUAAACCCAAGAGGGUCCGAAUGGGCUUUAUUUAUGCUUUACUGCAGGUCUGGAGGAGCUUUAACUCUGAGCAAAUUAACUUUACAGCCACCUGCGGACAAUAAGCCGAAGCUUUGGGUCUCCUGCGUAUGGUGAGGCUUUGGUUGAUGGUCUCUCAUGUCGGACGUGUAAAACUCAGCUGAACUCUUUUAUCCUUUCUGUUGUUUUGAUGCAACUUCUGCAAAAAAGAAACUCAGGAAAACUGAGUAUUUUUCCGGUGGAGGUUUCUAAUUUAGCUUCGGCAGCUGGUUUCCUGUGAGACUCUAUGGAUGGUGUUCUCGCUGGAUAUCCACAUUCUCAACAGAAUACCUCCUCUUCUUCCUCCUCCUCAUCGUCUUUCUCCCUCUCGGUGUCCUGUACAGGAGAAAUCGAGCCAUGAGGCAUUGAUUUUCUUCUCGCCGCAAAACCAAAACGCACACGACCAUCUCAUCCAUCCUGGCUUGUCAGGUUUAUGGUCUGAAAUGUAAGAAGGCUUCAGUACUGAAGGACGUCUAUCACCGUCCGACAGUUAGGUCAGAGGUCGUACCAUUAGCAAGCAGCUCAAUCACCCAUCAAAUCAUCACCAGUCUGAUCGGAGCGUAGAUGAAUGAUUUUCUGAACUGGUUUCCAUAGGAACGUUUAAUGCUCAAUGGGACUCAACGACAGCAGCCCCGGCGCCAUGCGGAACGGCCGCGGCCUCUCCGACCAGUGGGCGGAGUCGGUGGUGGUCCGGCCUCGAACCACAGAGCGCCACAUCACGGUGCACAAGCGUCUGGUUCUGGGCUUCGCCUUGUCCAUCAUCACCCUCAUAAUCGUGACGGCGGUGGCCGUGACGCUCAGCGUCCGCUUCGAUGACUGCGGUGGACGGGAUCGCGGUGGAGGCAGAGGGGAGGCGGGUUCCAGAGGGUCCGGAGGGUCGGGAAGACUCAACGGGAGCAGAGGGGAGAGGAUGGGAGACAGAGGGGAUGAAGAGGUGGUCCAGCCGUGGAAAAACUCCCGGCUUCCGGGGUCAGUGAGGCCGCGGCACUACGACCUGCGGCUCGCCGUCUACAUGGACAACUUCACCUUCUCUGGAGAGGUCAGCAUCGAGCUGGAGUGCGUCAACGCCACCAGGUUCAUCGUGCUGCACGCUGACCGCCUCGAGGUGGACCGGGUUUCCGUGGCAGCCGAGAGCGGCGCCGGCGGCCGGCCCGCCAACAGGCCAGGGGGCGGAGUCAUGCGCGUCCACCGCCACUUCCCCUUCCCGGCCAAUCAGAUGUACGUGGUGGUUCUGCACCGCGAGCUGAAGCCCGGCAGGAUGUACCGGCUCAACGUCAGCUUCGACGCCGCCAUCGAGGACGAGCUGCUGGGAUUCUUCAGGAGCUCCUAUACCCUGCAGCGAGAGAGACGGUACCUGGCAGUGACCCAGUUCAGCCCCAUCCACGCCCGGAAGGCCUUCCCCUGCUUCGACGAGCCCGUCUACAAGGCCACCUUCUCGCUGAGCCUCCGCCACGACCCGCAGUACACGUCUCUGUCCAACAUGCCGGUGGACAGCAGCUGGCCGGACGAGGACGGCUGGGUGACCAACCGCUUCGCCCGGACGCCCCGCAUGUCCACCUACUACCUGGCCUGGGCCGUCUGCAACUUCACCUACAGGGAGACGCAGACCAGCGGCGGCGUGGCGAUCCGUCUGUACGCCCGGCCGGACGCCAUCUCCAGCGGCGCAGGCGACUACGCUCUGCACAUCACCAAGAGGCUGCUGGGAUUUUAUGAGGACUACUUCAAAGUGCAGUACUCCCUGCCGAAGCUAGACCUGCUGGCGGUGCCCAAACAUCCCUACGCCGCCAUGGAGAACUGGGGCCUCAGCGUCUUCGUGGAGCAGAAGAUCCUGCUGGACGCCGACGUGUCGUCGUCGUCCUACCAGAUGGAGCUCACCAUGGUGGUCGUCCAUGAGAUCUGCCACCAGUGGUUUGGCGAUCUGGUGACGCCGGUGUGGUGGGAGGACGUCUGGCUGAAGGAAGGCUUCGCGCAUUUCUUCGAGUACGUCGGCACAGAUUUCCUCUUCCCAAAGUGGAACAUGGAGAAGCAGCGGUUCCUGACCGACGUCCUCCACGAGGUGAUGCUGCUGGACGGACUCAGCUCCUCCCAUCCCAUCUCCCAGGAAGUGGAGCAGGCGACGGACAUCGACCGCGUCUUCGACUGGAUUGCCUACAAGAAGGGGGCGGCGCUGAUCCGGAUGCUGGCGAACGUGAUGGGGCAGCCGCUGUUCCAGAAGGGGCUCAACGAUUAUCUCCUGAGCCACAUGUACAGCAACGCAGCCAGAGACGACCUUUGGAGCAAACUAACUCAGGCCAUGCGCUCAGAAGGGCGGGACAUCGACAUCGGGGAGAUGAUGGACAGAUGGACUCUGCAAAUGGGCUACCCUGUCGUCACCAUCAGCAAGAACCAAUCAGAGCAGCUGCCAACCCAUUACAUCACCGUCACCCAGGAGCACUUCCUGUACGGAGAGGAAGUCAGAAACAACCUCAGUUUGCAGUGGCAGAUCCCGUUGACCGUCGCCGUGGGAAACGCGUCCGCCGUCUGCCUGGAGAGCCUCAUCUGGAUCAACAACAGGACAGAAAGCCACAGGAUUGGUCAGAUGGACGACAGCACCUGGCUGCUGGGAAACAUCAACCAGACUGGCUACUUCCGCGUGAACUAUGACCUCCAGAACUGGAAGCUGCUCAUUCAGCAGCUCCACAACAACCCUCAGAUCAUUUCUGUUGGAAACAGAGCAGGUCUCAUCGACGACGCCUUCAACCUGGCCAGGGCGGGGUACCUCCCACAGGGCGUUCCCCUGCAGCUGAUUGGCUACCUGCCGGAGGAGACGUCCUUCCUGCCGUGGCACGCCGCCAGCCGGGCGCUGUACCAGCUGGACAAACUGUUGGACCGCACAGACGACUACAGGCUGUUCAGCGACUACGUGCUGAAGCACGUGGCGUCCCGGUACCAUCAGAUGGGCUGGCCGACAAACGGACCGGGAACAGAGGGAAACAUCCUGCAGGCGUCGUACCAGACUGAGGAGCUGCAGCGGGAGCUCAUCAUGCUGGCCUGCAGCUUCGGGAACAAGCAGUGCCACCGCCAGGCCGUCGCCUACAUCUCCGACUGGAUCUCCAGCAACAAGAACAGGAUUCCUCCCAACAUCCGGGACAUCGUUUACUGCACCGGGGUCAGCCUGAUGGACGAGGACGUGUGGGAGUUUAUCUGGAUGAAGUUUCACUCCACCAGCGCCGUCUCAGAGAAGAAGAUCCUGCUGGAGGCGCUGACCUGCUCCGACAACACCUUCCUCCUCAACAGGUUACUGAACCUGUCUCUGACCUCUGACCUGGUCCCUGAGCAGGACGUGAUCGACGUCAUCAUCCACGUUGGACGAAACCCUCAAGGUCGGAACCUGGCCUGGAAAUACUUCCGAGACAAGUGGGACAUCCUGAACGCCCGAUACGGAGAAGCUUUGUUCAUGAAUUCAAAACUCAUCGGUGGAGUCACAGAGUUCCUGAACACGGAGCGAGAACUCAACGAGUUAAAGGAGUUCAUCCAGUCCAGUGGCGUGGGGGCGGGGCCUGCGAUGCCGCGGGCGCUGGAGAUCGUAGAGGGGAACGUCCGUUGGCACCGCCUCCACCGGCGGCACUUCUACCAGUGGCUUCGCAAACCUCCGAGCUCCACCUACGGCUAACGCUUCGCCGGCUCGCUGAACGAAGCUAACUGCACUCUGACUGCUAAGCUAAUGCACUUCUAGCUAACGGACGCACUCAGAACAACUGGCCUGACUGGUUAAUGGGCCGGUUUCUGAACUGGUUUUGUUUUAAAAGAAGUUAAAUGUGUUCAUCGAUGGUUUUUCUCAACAUGAAGCCCCUGUGGUCAAAUUGUGCUGUAAAAACGUGACAACUGUUGAUCCAGGCAUGGGUUAGCUAGCCUCAGAUUUUAUAUCCGUCAACAAAAUAACAACCAACAAAAUGAAACAACAAAAACUUUGGAAUUUAAAGAAAACCGAAAUGUUUGGCUGACUAUACCCUUAAGCUCUUCCCAUACAUUUUAUUUCUUUCCAUUGACAAAAGUUAACUGAUUGCUAACAUCUUGACUUUAAUGAAACAUAAGCCAUAUAAGUGAUAAAAAAUAAAUGAUUGAUUUUGUUGUCCGAGUUGCUAAGUUAAGUAAAGGAGUGUUAAUUUGAAAAUAGCACAUAAUAUAGAUGCAAAAGUUGAUUAAAUUAAACAUAAUUGCCUUUAACUUCAAAUCACUAGAUGGCAGCAGAGGACUUCUGCCAGGGGAAUGUGUGGAAUAUGCAUCAACAGGCAUUAGUGGGAAAUGUACGCUACAUUAGCCGCAUUAAGACUGGAAGUAAUUUGAGGCAAACUAUCUUAAUAGAUGGAAAAAGAAACAAUUCAUUUGCAAAGAUCUAUCGAUGAGACGAGUAAAAACAAAAUACUUUUAAUAUUUCAGUUUCCAAAUGUCUUAAUCAGAAAAAUCUAACAGAGUUGCUGUGGAUUUUAAAAGGUAUGAAACCUCUCAAAAUUAGCAGCAAUGUCUGUAAGUUGACAAGUUUAGAACUUUAACUGACCAAUCAGAACAAAGUAGCUCAUCA